AUGGAGCAGCUCUUCUGGGGCGUCCUCCUGGCCUCCUCUGCCCGCUUCCAAGCGGUGGCUGCGGAGCCAGGUGCGGCACCCUCGUGCCCAGCCCAGUGCCACUGCGAGGAGGAUGGGGUCAUGCUCUCGGUGGAUUGCUCCGAGCUGGGGCUGCCGGAGGUGCCUGCCAGCCUCAGCCCCCUCACGGCGUACCUAGACCUGAGCAUGAACAACAUCAGCCAGCUGCAGCCCAGCACCUUCCGACACCUGCGCUUCCUGGAGGAGCUACGCCUGUCUGGAAACCAGAUCUCCAGUAUCCCAGGGGAAGCUUUCUCUGGCCUCUACAGCCUGAAGAUUCUGAUGUUGCAGAACAAUCAGCUGAGUCGCAUCCCUGCAGAGGCACUGAGAGAUCUUCCAAACCUCCAAUCUCUACGCCUGGAUGCAAACCUUAUCUCUGUGGUGCCCGAGAAGAGCUUUGAGGGGCUGCUCUCCUUGCGUCACCUGUGGCUGGACGAUAAUGCCCUGACGGAGAUCCCUGUCCGAGCUCUGAACCACCUGCCAGCACUGCAGGCCAUGACCCUGGCUCUCAACCAGAUCUGGCACAUUCCCGAUUAUGCCUUCCAGAAUCUCAGCAGCCUCGUGGUGCUGCACCUGCACAACAACCGGAUCCAACGCCUGGGAGCCAACGGCUUCGACGGGCUGCACAACUUGGAAACCCUGGAUCUAAACUACAAUGAGCUGUUGGAAUUCCCUGGGGCUAUUAGGAUGCUGGGCCGACUGCAGGAGCUUGGUUUUCAUAACAACAACAUCAAAGCUAUUCCAGAGAACGCGUUUGUUGGGAAUCCCCUCCUCCAAACAAUCCAUUUCUAUGAUAAUCCCAUCCAGUUUGUUGGACAGUCUGCUUUCCAGUACUUGCCAAAGCUACACACUCUGUCGCUCAAUGGUGCAACGGACAUCAAAGAAUUCCCAGACCUUAAAGGCACCACCAGCCUAGAAGUUUUGACCUUGACCCGCGCAGGCGUCCAUUUACUCCCCAGAGGGAUGUGCCAGCAGCUGCCCAGCCUCCGAGUCUUAGAGCUGUCACACAACAAAAUCGAAGAUCUGCCCAGUUUCCACCGGUGUCAGCGGCUGGAGGAGCUUGGCCUCCAGCACAACAGGAUCCAUGAAAUCAGAGCAGACACCUUUGUGCAGCUGAUGGCCCUGCGCUCCAUAGACCUGAGCUGGAAUUACAUCCAGUUUAUUCACCCUGAAGCCUUUGUGACGCUGCAGUCGCUCGCCAAGCUGGACUUGACUGACAACCAGCUGGUCACGCUGCCCCUGGAUGGUUUGGGUGGACUGACCCAUCUGAAGCUCCAAGGCAACCCGGCGCUCUCUGAGCCCUUCACCAAGGAGAGCUUCCCCAAAAUGAGAGUCCUCGAGGUACCUUACGCCUACCAGUGCUGUGCCUAUGGAAGUUGCAGUGGCUUCUUCAAGGUGUCCAGCCAAUGGGAGGCAGAAGACAUGAGCCCUGAGGAGGAAGAUCCCCACAAGAGGACCAUGGAAUUCUUUCCAGGUCAUGCUGAUAACCACUAUGACCUAGAUGCGGAUGACCUCCAGCUGGACCUUGAGGAGUCAAAGCUGCACCCCACUAUUCAGUGCACACCCAGCCCCGGUCCCUUCAAGCCUUGUGAUCACCUGUUCGAGAGUUGGAUCAUCCGCCUGGGAGUCUGGGUCAUCGUUCUGGUCUCGGUGCUCUGUAACGGGCUGGUCAUUCUGGCUGUCUUUGCCUCUCCCAGCUACCUCUCUCCGGUUAAGUUCGUCAUCGGCUCCAUAGCUGGAGCCAACAUGCUGACCGGCAUUUACUGCAGUAUGCUAGCCCUUGUUGACGCCCUGACCUACGGCCAGUUUGCAAAGUUCGGCGCCAGGUGGGAGACUGGCACGGGCUGCAGGGUGACAGGGUUCCUGUCGGUGUUUGCCUCCGAGGCUGCCAUCUUUCUGCUGACGCUGGCUGCGGUGCAGUGCAGCAUUUCAGUCUCCUGUGUGCGGGGCUACAGGAAGGCACCCUCCCUAGGCAAGGUCAAGGCCGCAGCCCUUUGCUGCCUGUUGCUGUCCUCUGUGGCUGCAGUUCUGCCUCUUUUCUCCAUUGGGGAAUACGGAGCAUCCCCUCUGUGCCUCCCAUAUCCCAUCCCAGAUGGGAAACCUGCCACCCUGGGCUUCACUGUGGCCUUAGUGAUGACAAACAUGCUCUGUUUCCUGACUAUUACGGGCACCUACAUCCGACUCUACUGCAACCUGUUGAAGGGGGAGUUCAGCGCUGUCUGGGACUGUGCCAUGGUCAAACAUGUGGCCUGGCUGAUCUUCACCAACUGCCUCCUUUACUGCCCAGUGGCCUUCCUCACCUUCUCUUCCACGCUCAACCUCUUCCUCAUCACCCCAGAGGUCAUCAAAUCCGUCCUCCUUGUGGUCCUGCCCCUGCCCGCCUGCCUGAACCCCUUGCUCUACCUGCUCUUCAACCCCCACUUCAGAGAUGAUCUCCGCCUGCUGAGGCAGAAGAGCCAAGAAAAGGGGAGCUACCCCCAGUCCUGCGGGGUCGACGACAUGGAGAAAAGCUCCUAUGACUCCACCCAGGCUCUGGUGAGCUUCUCUGACAUCGACCACAUAUUCGAGACACCCGAUUCCCUGGGAGUGCACCCCAUCCUCGACAGCUACGGCUUCCCCUCCAUGACGCUUGUCCCCUGCCAGCAAAGGGUGGGCACCAGGGGGAAGGAGAGGGGCUACUCUGAGCACUGCCCCUGCCUCAAUGACAGUGAGGUGCUGAUCGCUUCAGAGAGCCGAGAUCCAGCUGGCAGCAGCCUCCGGAUAGCCUUCUUCCCCUCCCCACCCACGCCACCCUACACAUCUCACUUAUAA
This is a messenger RNA of Cygnus atratus (black swan), 2868 nucleotides long. It is a transcript of the gene LGR6, whose product is annotated as leucine rich repeat containing G protein-coupled receptor 6. The transcript is spliced from 18 exons. Gene Ontology annotation, molecular function: protein binding; G protein-coupled receptor activity; protein-hormone receptor activity. Lineage: Eukaryota; Metazoa; Chordata; Aves; Anseriformes; Anatidae. Gene Ontology annotation, cellular component: membrane. Bases 1 to 2868 code for a protein of 955 amino acids. The record is from RefSeq and is a predicted model, not a curated record. Gene Ontology annotation, biological process: G protein-coupled receptor signaling pathway.